AUGAAAUUCACGCGUCGCAUUUUUCUAGUAACCAUUCUUGCUCUCUCCAUUUUCAUCUCUCCUAUUCAAGCAGUCGAAGUUGGUGAUUCGACACAAGAAUUGAUCAAUAGCAUCUGCAUUGAAACCGAAGAUUAUGAGUUAUGUAAUAAAAUAAUUCAUAAAGCCUUGAAGACAAAAACAACUAAUCUCAAAGAUCUCACCUAUCUCAUAUUGCUCACUGCUAUUGAAUACGCCAGUGAUACAUAUAUCUUCAUUGGUAACAUCCUGCGUGAACAUCCUGGCCCUGAAGAAACGGCUGGUCUCAACACUUGUCUAAUGGUUUACAGUGAAGAAACUACUAUUUUCUUAAGUAUACGUCAUGAAUUCUGUGCAAAAGAAUACGAUCAUAUGAUUGUAGACAUUUUGUCCACAACCAAUAUUUUAAAAAAGUGUAGGAUGGAUUUCCCGAUUCCUCCUAAGAAGAAAGAUUCUCUGAUUGAGAAAAACAGAGCUAUGAAGAUCUUGAUCACCAUGUCUGCUGUUUCAGGCUAUAUGGUCAAAAAUGGAAAUCCUUCUUUGCUUGGUUCAGUUGUUACCAAGCUUGAUCUUUUUCAAUGA
Messenger RNA from Thlaspi arvense, 597 nucleotides. NCBI's taxonomy places the organism in Eukaryota, Viridiplantae, Streptophyta, Magnoliopsida, Brassicales, Brassicaceae. The record is from the annotation of a GenBank genome assembly.